Messenger RNA from Oncorhynchus kisutch (coho salmon), 5256 nucleotides. RefSeq names its product serine/threonine-protein kinase SBK1-like. The record is from RefSeq and is a predicted model, not a curated record. The transcript is spliced from 4 exons. Gene Ontology annotation, molecular function: ATP binding; protein serine/threonine kinase activity. Bases 319 to 1494 code for a protein of 391 amino acids. NCBI's taxonomy places the organism in Eukaryota, Metazoa, Chordata, Actinopteri, Salmoniformes, Salmonidae. Gene Ontology annotation, biological process: protein phosphorylation.
ACAUCAAGCAGCCGUAGGCCGACAGAGACAAUAGGGCAAGUCAGGCUGACAGAGGUACUGACGAAGCAGACAGAAGCACCAGAAAAGUGAUAUUAUUGUGCGCCGCUGUGCAUAUUGGCAACAAAGCUUUGAUUCUGCACUAUUCAGAGACACGAUUUUGCACAGAAAAUCAGACCAGUCCUGUAACGGUUUAUCCUGCUAUACAAUUAAAGUUUCUGCUGAACGGAAUGACAGCACCAGCUAUUGCAUGCAGCGCAAUCUGAGAGGAACAACAGCAGUCACCAGAUCCCUGUGCUCCAGGCAUCUCUCCCAGGCAGAAUGAGCUCCUCUCCCCAUGGGUCCCACGGGUCUGGGUCCCGCGCCUCCAUCGACAUCCUGGAGGAGCUGCAGCUCAUUGCUGCCCAGAACCUGGAGAAGCUAGACAUCAGCAAGUACUAUGAGGUCAUCAGGGAGCUGGGUAAAGGUACCUAUGGGAAAGUGGACCUGGUCAUCCACAAAAUCAGGGGCACUAAGAUGGCUCUGAAGUUCUUGAGGAAGAAAACAACCAAACUGAAGAGCUUCUUAAGGGAGUACAGCAUCUCUCUCUACCUGUCUCCCUGCCCCUUUAUCAUCAACAUGUUCGGCAUUGCCUUUGAGACAGACGACUACUACGUCUUCGCUCAGGAGUAUGCCCUGGCAGGAGACCUCUUCGACGUCAUUCCCCCUCAGGUGGGUCUUCCAGAGACGGUGGCUAAGCGUUGUGUCCACCAGGUGGCCAUCGCCCUGGACUACCUGCACUGUAAGAAGCUAGUCCACCGGGACAUCAAGCCUGAGAACAUCCUCAUCUUUGACAAAGAGUGCCGUAAGGUCAAGCUGUCAGACUUCGGCAUGACGCGGCGUGCCGGCUCCCCAGUGAAGCGUGUCAGCGGAACCAUCCCGUACACUGCACCGGAGUUGUGCGACGCCUCGCAGCACGAGGGCUUCUGCGUGGACUACAGCACUGACGUGUGGGCCUUCGGUGUCCUCCUCUUCUGCAUGCUCACCGGCAACUUCCCCUGGGAGAAGGCCCUGCCGUCGGACGCCUUCUACCAGGAGUUUGUGCGCUGGCAGCGGCGCCGGACGGGCACGGUGCCCUCUCAGUGGCGGCGCUUCACAGACGAGGGGCUGCGCAUGUUCCGCAGGCUCCUGUCCAUUGAGCAGGAGCGCCGCUGCUCCGUUAAGGAGGUUUUCAGCUACUUCAACCACCACUGGAUGCUGGACAAUGAGCCGGGCAGCAGCAGCGUUGCGGGAGGAGGGUCAGUGGGCAGUGGGCCCCAGGUGGAGCUCAGCUCGUCGUCAUCUGAAGAGGAUGUACUGGUGGACAGGCUAAAGCAGCAGAGCCUGAUAGAGCCCAUGGGCGGACACUACUCCUCCUCCGGCUCCCCCUCCUCCACCAGCAGCUACGAACGUGUCUCCCGUGACAAUGGAGGGGCCGGACGCAUCUUGGUGGCCACGCCCAUUGAAAUUUGUGUGUAGAGAUUGGCUAUGUGCACACACAUACACACACUGUAUAAACACUAACGUACGAAGGUCAAAUAACAGAGAACGAUCUUCCUGGUUAAAGGAAGAGGUGGGAGAACAGCCUGGUCUCAUAGACUAGAAGUAACAUAGUAAAUGUAAAUCCUCGACACUGAAAUUAUUAUGAUAUGUUACUUUUUGUAUGGUUACAUAAGACAGGUGGUUACUUAAGGCAAAAACGAAAGUAGGGUGGUUGGUCGGGAGUAUAACUCGAAUGUCUAGCAACCCAAAGGUUUGCAAAUUUAAAUCUCAUCACGGACAACUCUAGCAACUUUUCAACUACUUACUAGUUUUUAGCUACUUACCAUGUUAGCUAACCCUUCCCCUAACCCUGACCCCUAACCCCCAGCCUAGCUAACAUUAGCCAGCUAGAUAGAAUUCGUAACAUAUAGUACGUUUUGCAAAUUCAUAACAUAUUGUAUGUUUCGAAAAUUUGUAACAUAUAAUACGAAAUAUAAUUCAUUAUAUAUCAUACAAAAUGGGUGAUGGACAUCCACAAAUUAUACAUACCAUACGAAACUAAACAAAACGUAGCAUAUCAUGCUAAAUGGAGUGUCACGGAUUUAUGUACAGAGUAAUACGAAAUUCUCUGAGACCAGGUUGGGGAGAAAGGAAGAUGAGGAAAAAUGAUGGAUGGUGCUUGAAGGAGGUGGUUGUUUCACUAUAGAUUCUGACAGACAUUCCUAUUGACGAUUAACUCUGAGGGAAUGACAAAAGACAAUCACAACCAGUACUGAUUACUGAACAGAUGUGUGGGCAUCUGCAGGCAUUUAUUGAUGUAUUGUACUGUAGCUAUAUUCAGACUAAAAUGUACAACAAUAUCAGACAGAGACAACAAACAUGUGAAGGACAAAACAAGCUUUUACAGAAUAGCAACAUAAUGUCCUAGUAUGUUGUAUUGGAGCUCACCAGAUCCUAUCCUAAAGCAAUAUGUUCAAAGCAACUUCUCUGCAAAAAUGACUUGUCUGAUAAAUGGCUCAUGGAAUAAUGGAAUAAAUUAAACCAUUUUGAAUCUGCUGUAGUUGCAUCAGUAAAAGAUGAUUGGAGAGUGUAAAAGUUGGCUGUCAUUGUGACUUUUACCAUAGUGCAAUGUGAACCAAUGGUAUUAUGGUGUGUUUGUAUUGUAUACCCUUAUGUUCAGUGGGUAUAAGAGCUUUAUGUAAUGUAGUUUUUGUUAAAAUUAUUUAUUUGAGUCCUUGAUUUCUGAACAUAUAUUUUUGCUAUUUAUUUUUAAAAGUAACAUUAGAGAUUUGACUUUUUUUGAUACUUUACGUUUGCCAAUGUUUUACUGCUGGUGCAAUUUAAGCAGCCAUUUUGAAAAGGGAAACUGCAUUUGACCUUCCCCCAUAGCAAUGUCAUAUAAUCCCAUGGAACUGCUUUUCAUCUCAUGUGAAUGGAUUAUGUUGAUGUUGGCCAUUACCUCUUUAGCAGUAGCUAUAGUGCAUUAUUAUGUCAGUCCGAGUGUUUAGUUCACCUCCUCUUGUCUGCGUGCUAUGCCUGCUAGGCCUGGUACACCAUGACAGUAAUGCAGUAAUGGAUAAGAACACUGAUGCUGACUUUACGUGAUAGCCUGCAGUAUACAUAACCAUUAGAAGCUUAACGCUACUAUGGUUUUACUUUAGUUUAUUGACUGUUGUGUCAUGGUGACAUGAGGAUGAAAUGUUCAUGUUUUAUGUAAAGCAUAAAGUGGUUUCAUUUAGAGUUUUCUCAGGUAUAGUCUCUAUAAUGUAUUAUACCAUAUACACACCAUAUACAUCCUCUUGAUGGGGAUGAUUUAAAACCUCCAGCUGAACCUAAAUGUUCUGUGGGCAUGUCGUACCAUAACUCAUUUCUUAUCUUUUAGCUUUUAACUGUAGGUAAAAAGGGCAAAAUCCUAAAAGUGAAUUUCCUUGACUGGUCUCUUAUUUUAUACAUUAGUUUGGCAAAUGUGUACAUGUAGAUGUCAGAUGAUAAUCAAAGGAUGAAUGGAUGAGCAUUUUCUUAAUUGCAUGGUUAAUGAAGAAAAUGUGUGAAAUCAGCUCGUACAGUAAUUGUUCAAGUGAAAAAUAUGUGCAAAUAAAUAGUUGUAUAGUGAAAUUUUGCUGUGGCACAAAUUUGCAUAAUUUGAUAUUGUUCUCAAAACAAAAUCUAGGGCUGAAAAAGCAAAAAAAAAUUGUUCCAUUGUAUUUGACGUGCUACAUUUGUAUAGGCUUCCAUCACAAGAUCACAGACGAUGUAGUGGGACUAUGGGGAUACUACCUACAUGUCUACAAGUACGUUUGAGAUGUGACUUAAAUGAUUAGUUUUAUUUUGUGUGACUUACCUUUAAAAGGGAAACAUUUCGAAAGCUGGAAAACAGGAUGGGAUACUGGAUAUAAUGUCCACCAUGGAAAUCUGAAAUAAAAUGCACAACAGUUCAUUCUAGAAUAGACUCGCCUCUCUCUGCGUGUUGUGUUUUUCAGAAAUGUUUGCAUGAAUCAAUAUUGCUCUGGAGGAACGCUGUUGAAAUAAAUCUCUAGAGUGAAAAGUUGCAGUAUUUAUUUUUCUGCCACUGGAGAAAAUACUUAUUGUAUGUAAACAGAGUUAAACACACUGGGCCCUAUUUCCCCCUCUGCCACCCCCACCACCCCCUCAGAAACACACUGGGCCCUAUUUCCCCCUCGGCCACACCCACACCCCCCCAGAAACACACUGGGCCCUAUUUCCCCCUCUGCCACACCCACCACCAGCCCCUCAGAAACACACUGGGCCCUAUUUCCCCCUCUGCCACACCCACCACCCCCUCAGAAACACACUGGGCCCUAUUUCCCCCUCUGCCACCCCCACCACCCCCUCAGAAACACACUGGGCCCUAUUUCCCCCUCUGCCACACCCACCACCCCCUCAGAAACACACUGGGCCCUAUUUCCCCCUCUGCCACACCCACCACCACCCCCUCAGAAACACACUGGGCCCUAUUUCCCCCUCUGCCACACCCACCACCCCCUCAGAAACACACUGGGCCCUAUUUCCCCCUCUGCCACCCCCACCACCCCCUCAGAAACACACUGGGCCCUAUUUCCCCCUCUGCCACACCCACCACCACCCCCUCAGAAACACACUGGGCCCUAUUUCCCCCUCUGCCACACCCACCACCACCCCCUCAGAAACACACUGGGCCCUAUUUCCCCCUCUGCCACACCCACCACCCCCUCAGAAACACACUGGGCCCUAUUUCCCCCUCUGCCACACCCACCACCACCCCCUCAGAAACACACUGGGCCCUAUUUCCCCCUCUGCCACACCCACCACCACCCCCUCAGAAACACACUGGGCCCUAUUUCCCCCUCUGCCACACCCACCACCCCCUCAGAAACACACCGGGCCCUAUUUCCCCCUCUGCCACACCCACCACCACCCCCUCAGAAACACACUAGACUGAUCAGGAGAAAAAUACAUUUAGCACUUUUUUGUCUUUAAAUAAACAUCAAUGCAUUUUGAAAGCAGCAGUCCAGUUCUGUUGCCUCUCAGCUGCUGAUAUAUUCCCAUGAGUAGAUAUUUAAUAAAUCUGUUAUUUACGUGUUUUUAGUAACGUUAUGGGAUUUCCUUGUCUUUCUGUGCCGUGUAAUUUUGUUGUGGAGUUUGUCUGUAGAACAUGCGCUGCUAGAACUCAUCUCUUAUUCACUCCAUCCAAUAGAACGCUGUUUUCCCUAUACUUUCCUCUCCUUUCAUUCAAAAUGAAAUAAAGCAAUCUGAAAUUAA